Hipposideros armiger (great roundleaf bat) is the source of this 4875-nucleotide messenger RNA. RefSeq names its product small glutamine rich tetratricopeptide repeat co-chaperone beta (gene SGTB). Gene Ontology annotation, cellular component: TRC complex; membrane. Lineage: Eukaryota; Metazoa; Chordata; Mammalia; Chiroptera; Hipposideridae. The record is from RefSeq and is a predicted model, not a curated record. Gene Ontology annotation, molecular function: protein binding; molecular adaptor activity. The coding region runs from base 91 to 1005 and encodes 304 amino acids. Gene Ontology annotation, biological process: post-translational protein targeting to endoplasmic reticulum membrane. The transcript is spliced from 11 exons.
AGGGUNCGGGCGGAUCCGCUGACGGCCGCCCGCGGGCCCGCUGCCAUCGUCUUGCGUCCUCCUGCCUGGAAAAGUGGUUAAGCUUUUAAAAUGUCAUCUAUCAAGCACCUCGUUUAUGCAGUUAUUCGUUUCUUACGGGAACAAAGUCAGAUGGAUGCUUAUACUUCAGAUGAACAAGAAAGUUUGGAAGUUGCAAUUCAGUGCUUGGAGACAGUUUUUAAAAUCAGCCCAGAAGAUACCCAUCUAGCAGUUUCACAGCCUCUGACAGAAAUGUUCACAAAUUCCUUCUGUAAGAAUGACAUUAUGCCUAUCUCAAACUCAGUGCCUGAAGAUGUGGGAAAAGCUGACCAAUUAAAAGAUGAAGGCAAUAACCACAUGAAAGAAGAAAACUAUGCUGCUGCAGUAGAUUGUUACACACAGGCGAUAGAAAUGGAUCCAAAUAAUGCGGUUUAUUAUUGUAACAGGGCUGCUGCUCAGAGUAAAUUAGGUCACUACACAGAUGCAAUAAAGGAUUGUGAAAAAGCAAUAGCAAUUGAUUCAAAGUACAGCAAGGCCUAUGGGAGAAUGGGGCUGGCCCUUACUGCCAUGAAUAAAUUUGAAGAAGCAGUUAGAAGUUAUCAAAAGGCACUAGAUCUUGACCCUGAAAAUGAUUCCUAUAAGUCAAAUCUGAAAAUAGCAGAACAGAAGUUGAGAGAGGUAGCCAGUCCUACAGGAACUGGAUUGAGCUUUGACAUGGCGAGUUUAAUAAAUAAUCCAGCGUUCAUUAGUAUGGCGGCAAGUUUAAUGCAGAACCCUCAAGUUCAACAGCUAAUGUCAGGAAUGAUGACAAAUGCCAUUGGGGGACCUGCUGCUGGAGUUGGGGGCCUAACUGACCUGUCCAGCCUCAUCCAAGCGGGACAGCAGUUUGCUCAGCAGAUACAGCAACAGAAUCCUGAACUAAUAGAACAGCUGAGAAAUCACAUCCGGAGCAGAUCCUUCAGUAGCAGCACCGAAGACCAUUCCUGACCUGGCCAGGGACUCCAGCCCAGAGUGCAAAUGGUUAUGGCUCUGAAGUGGUUGCUGUAGAUAGUGGCCAAAAAACAAACAAAAACCCUGAGGAAUAAAUCUGUCUAGACAGUAGGUUUAUCACAAACAGACUUGAACAUAACAUGACUCCUUUGUAAACAAAUCAUCAGUACCCUUGUUAAGUGGCAGUACAGCACUGGACAGGGUACCAUUUUCAAAUGGUCAUCGUCACAUUUGUACAUUAGACUUAACAGCAGACUGUAUCGACUGAACAGUGAGGCUGUUCUAUGGUGAGUUCUCUAGCUCCAGAUUCCCUUAAGCAAACAUUUUUGAAAGGGGAGAUGACUAAGAGGAAAGAUUUCUUAUGCUGGGUUAGAAGUGUACUUGCCACUGAUCAGCAUGUCCGGAGAGAAGAAAUCUGUCAUCUGGGUUUAGCUUUAAUGAUGCUGUCAGUAAUGAAUACAUACCAGAGGGGCCAGGACUAUCUUUAUUGCUGCUUGUUCUGAUGGGUGACAGGGAAUGCUAGGAGCUGGUGGAAAGCAGCAUUUAUUGGAAGGGCUGUUGAUUUGAAAAGAAAAAAAUCGAUGCUGUGAAUAUAUAAAAAGGGAAGGUAGGUAGGUAGGAUGCUCAGGUUUUCUGCAUAGUUCUUAGCUAAUCUCGCCUGCAGUUUUGUAUUGGUUAACAUCAGCAUGGUCAAUUAUGCUAAGUACAUAAUAAAAUACAUUUAGGAAUCCUUAAUGGUACUGGGUAGAUCAGUUGUAUAACUAACUAUUCAGUUUAACUAGCACAAUUUCCUCAGUGGUGACCUUACCAUGGAAACUCUCAAAUAUACCUAUGUUUAAAUAAGCCAAUGACUUGGCCCUUAAGGAUUUUCUAAGUGGUGUUUAGUUAUGUGCCCAUAAACACUGUUUUGUUUUUUUAACAGUAAUUAUUUGAUGAAUAACAAAAAGCAUCUAUCCCUAACAAUGCUUGUUCAUGUAACCCUCUGCUAUAAUUUGGUUUGGCAUGUUGCUUUUAUGCUUAACCUUAAUUUGAUGCAACUUAAACUUAAUAGGGGGCUUAAAAUAUUAUACUGAAAUUAGAAUACAUAUUAGUUUGUGGAGAGAAAUGGCAUUGUUCGGUAUUAAUGACAUGGCUCUAACUACAGUGAUGGGUGAGAUUGUUCUAAAUCCAACUGGAAUUUCUUUUGUUUGUUAAUUAUGAAAUUGGUUAAGUUGGGCAGACUUGUAAUGAUUUCACAAGUGCUUGAGAGAAAACAAAAAUAAAGGAAUAUUAAAUUAGUAAUACUGCUGAUGAUCAGGGCCUUACUAUAACUAUUCUCAAAAGGCUACUUAUUAUCUUGAAGUUUAAAAACCAAUGUUUCCUUUCCCUUUGUGAGAUUAGACCAGUGAUUCUAUAUUUCACUGUCAGAAUCAUCAGGGAAUUUGUUAAAAAUGCAGAUGCAGGACCACACCUUCAAUUUUUAUUUAGUAGGUCCUGUAAUAAGGAACCACCAUUUUACACAGUACACCAGGUGGUUCUGAUAUAGAUCCAAAGACUUUAAAUUAGAACAGCACUAGGUUAGAGAUUUCUCCUCAGUUAGACCAGCAAAUACCUAAUCCCCCUGAGCUCAGGCUACAACGAAGACAUAUAAACAUAUAGUUUUGGCCAGAGAAGAGCAGGACCUAAGUCUUAGGCCCUCUGAAUUAAAUCUCCUAUAUUCCAUCUAAACCAACUUAAUGUUUCAUAAGUUAAAUUCAGCUCCUAGUGUUCAAGUGUUACACAAAAUGAAGUACUAAAUGAAAGUGAGACUGAUGAAAAGAAAGGAAAGUUGAUCCUUAAUUAAAAAUUAGUCACUCUUACCCAGUAUUAAGAAAAAGUUUCUAGUAUAACUAUCAUGAGUGCAUUAAAAAUGCUUUCAGAUUGAUAAAAUUGGUAAGCCUCCAACUUUACUGACUAGGAAAAUAGAGAAAAUACAAAGCAACAGUAUCAUAAGUGAAAGAGGAGAUAUUACUGCAGAUAUCCUAUAGACAUAAAAGGAUCACUAGAAAAUAACACAACCAACUCUAGGUUCAUAUAUUUAGCAACUUAAGACAAAACAAAGCUCACUGAAGAAAUGGAUAUCUUCCAUCAGAAAAGAAAACUACAAUAAUCCCAAAUGAUUUCAAUAGGGAAUUCUACCAAACACUUAAGGUAAAAAUACUAUCAAUUCUAUAUAAUCUCUUCCAGGAAAUAGAAGAGGAGGAAAAAUUUCCCAACUCAUUUUAUAUACCUAUUACUCUAAUACCAAAAUCAGACAAAGACAUUAUAAGAAAAAAAUACUUUAAAACCAUGUCUUGAUUUGCUAAUAUCUGUUGUGAAGGUAGACAUUCUUUUUAUAAGAAGUAAUGGGAAUUGUUGUGUUUCUUCCUUUUUACCUUUCCAGUUAGUUUCUUUGCUAAUAUACCACCUAUAACAAAUUCAUUCUAGAUGAUAUCUGUCCACUUACCUGUAUUUCCAUUGGACUGAAGCCAGUGUUGGUCUUCAAGUACCUUCAUCACGUUGGAAUGACUGCAUUUUAAGAAAGUGUUGUAUAGUUGGAUUUCCUGGCUACUCUCAAAAUUAUAAGGAAUGCCCCCAAUAUUAUUCAUGCUUAUCUAGAACAAGACAGCAUUGAGGUAAAUCUUUAUAUACAUUCUACUUAGGAAUGGCUGACUUCCAUUAACCACAUUUCAUUGUAGCAGCUGUAGCUGUUAUAAUGGUGUUAAACUUAAAAUGUCUUUUUUAUGCAAAUGACAUUUUCAUUUAAUGUACCAAACUGUUUAUCUAAUUUUUAUAAUAUGGUUUAAACAGGUCCUUUCUAAGAUAACAUUAUCUAACCUUUACUUAAAGAAUGAAAAAUAUGUGUCUAGAUUAUUGCAUAUAAAAAGAGACUUUGGAAUUAAGUCAAAUUAUAUAGCAUAUUUCAAGUGACCAUGAUAUGUUACUUUUUAAAUUUGAAACAGAGUAAAAUAGAAGGCUCAGUCAUGAAAAGAUGCUUAAAAAACAAUCAAAACACCCAGUGCAGUGGCUAUAAAAUCUUAUUUAUCACUUUAUCAAUCUUACUCAUUUUAGAAGACAGACAUUUUACACUUCUUGUACUUUAUUUUGUACAUACGUUUCAUUAUCACUCUAAUUUAAGGGGCAAAUCUCACUCUGAAUAUAGCUUUCACUUUGGACCAAUUUGUCAUGGCAAUCAAUAAUUAUGCAUUUAAGAAAAACCAAUUUUUGUAUUUGACUUAAUGUACUCUUACAUUUAAGCAAUUAUAUAUACCUCCUUGAAUUGCAUUUUACCAAAAUAAGUUUUUAGUUAACAGCAUAACCUUUUGUUUUCCUGACAGAAUAUUGCAACUUUCAGUACAUUCAUGUUGCAAAGCUGUUUAGAAUCUUAAUUUUUCACUGUUUUGUUCUUGGCAUAAGUAAAUUAGUGUAAUUACAUGCAAAAAUACAAAGUUUAAUAAUAUUACAUAAUUUAGAAUUCAAAAUCAAAUAUUAGAAGCUGGAAAUCCUUUAAAUAUGCCUAUGAAAAUAAGUGGCUUAUUUUUUUAUGGGAAAAAACCCCCAGGACUUUUGGACUUAAAAAUUAUCAGGCUUCUUAAUUAAAAGUGAACAGAGUAAUCAACAAUCUAAGAAAUAAAACUAAUUCUGAUCUGCUAUAACUGAAACUUAGAUGUGUGUGUUUGUAUGUCUACACAAACACAGUUACAUACCAAUACAAUCAUUUUGAAAACAACUAGACAAAUUCAUAGUGUGUUAGCAAAUAUAAGGUUACAUGAGGAGUACCCAGUUGUUAACAAACUUUUUCUGUUGAAUGUGGAGCUAAGAAAAACACGGGGGUUAACUGAAAUAUUCCUAAAUAAACUAUUACACAGA